Molecule: messenger RNA, 423 nt
Organism: Leptosomus discolor (cuckoo roller)
Lineage: Eukaryota; Metazoa; Chordata; Aves; Leptosomiformes; Leptosomidae
Source: RefSeq, a predicted model, not a curated record
ACUGGAAGCUGCAUACAGGAUGGGCUAACGUACAACGACAAGGAUGUGUGGAAACCCGAACCCUGCCAGAUCUGCGUCUGCGACAACGGCAACAUCCUCUGCGACGAGGUGAUCUGCGAGGACACCUCCGACUGCCCCAACGCCGAGAUCCCCUUCGGAGAGUGCUGCCCCAUCUGUCCCGACACCGAUGCCUCCCCUGUCUACCCAGAAAAUGCUGGAGUAGAGGGUCCUAAGGGAGACACCGGCCCCAAAGGAGACAGGGGACUCCCCGGCCCCCCUGGCAGAGAUGGCAUCCCUGGACAGCCUGGCCUCCCGGGACCCCCAGGCCCUCCAGGUCCUCCAGGCCUCGGCGGAAACUUCGCUCCUCAAAUGUCUUAUGGCUACGAUGAGAAAGCUGGUGGCAUGGCCGUGCCCGGCCCUAUG